GUUAAAAGCAUAGGGGAGCUACGACCGGCCGAUGAAGAUACUGGUAGCCGUGAAACGGGUCGUCGACUACGCCGUCAAGAUCCGGGUCAAACCCGAUAAGACGGGUGUCGAUACCCAGAAUGUGAAGAUGUCGAUGAAUCCGUUCUGCGAGAUCGCGCUUGAAGAAGCCCUUCGGAUCAAGGAGGCGGGUAUCGCUGGCGAAGUCGUCGCCGUCAGCAUCGGACCCGCCCAGUGCGUUGACACGCUGCGGACGGGUCUAGCGAUGGGUGCGGACCGGGCAAUCCACGUGGAGGCAAAUCGGGACCUUGUUCCUCUGACGAUUGCUAAGAUCAUGAAGAAGCUUGCUGAAAUCGAGAAUCCUGGGCUGGUCUUCCUCGGAAAACAGGCGAUAGAUGAUGACUGCAACCAGACUGGACAAAUGGUUGCAGGCUUGCUUGGUUGGCCACAGGCAACAUUUGCCUCAAAGGUUGUAUUGGAUAAGGGCAAACAGAUGGCAACAGUGGAUCGAGAAGUGGACGGCGGUCUAGAGACCAUUAGUGUGGACUUACCUGCUGUGAUAACAACUGACUUGAGACUGAACCAACCGAGAUACGCAACACUUCCCAACAUAAUGAAGGCAAAGUCGAAGCCGAUAAAGAAAAUGACGCCGCAGGAUCUGGAGGUAGACGUUAAAUCCGACGUCGAGAUGGUUGAAGUGACAGAGCCCCCCAAGAGGAAAGCCGGAGUCAUGGUUUCUUCGGUGGAUGAAUUGAUUGAUAAGCUCAAAAACGAAGCUCAUGUUCUUUGAAAAUAUCCCCAUUCAGUACAUGUUCCAAUGUGACGGACACACACACACAUUGUUGUUUCAGGCAGGAAGCACAAGUGAAUAAAUAAAGUUUGAAUCUUUAGGACAAAUGCCAAAGGGUUCAAAUCCCUAGCGGAUUAAACGCAUCCAACUGGUUUCCUAUUGA
This is a messenger RNA of Tarenaya hassleriana, 950 nucleotides long. RefSeq names its product electron transfer flavoprotein subunit beta, mitochondrial. The transcript has 5 exons. Gene Ontology annotation, cellular component: cytosol. Bases 32 to 787 code for a protein of 251 amino acids. Gene Ontology annotation, molecular function: electron transfer activity. Lineage: Eukaryota; Viridiplantae; Streptophyta; Magnoliopsida; Brassicales; Cleomaceae. The record is from RefSeq and is a predicted model, not a curated record.